CGAGAGAGGAAACCCGUAGCAGCAGGGUAGCGGGGAGAGGAGACGGGGAAGUGAGUGUAGCAGGUGGGCUGCUGCUGGUGUUACCUGCCUCGCUCUCUCUCUCUCUCUCUCUCUCUCUCUCUCUCUCUCUCUCUCUCUCUCUCUCUCUCUCUCUCUCCCUCUCUCUCUCCGCAGCCAGAUGAAUCAUUCUUCGUGUUUCUAACCCGCUGACGGGGAAACGCACGGGAGGGGAGCGGCGGACAGUCGACGCACUUUUGAAGGACAGAGAGAGGAAGAGACACUAGCGUGGGACGACAGCGAGACAAGAGAAAGAGGUCGUGAAGUGAAAAAGAGACGACGUGAGGCUGUUUAGCUCGGCAGUGUAGCUCCUCUUAUUAUCCUGAAGAGAGGUGGGCUUGUGCAGAGUAGUGGCGGCGCGCUGCAGGUGUUUUCAGAGGAGUGACCAUGAAGGACACGGGAGAAUCAAAGGACCACCAACUAACUGUUGCCUUGAGGAUCCGACCCCUCAGCGAUGCUGAGCAGGAGGAGGCGGCUACAAUCGUGGCCCACAGAGUGGACGACCAGAUGGUGGUUCUGAUGGACCCCAUGGAGGAUCCAGACGACAUCCUGCGUGCCAACCGCUCCAGGGAGAAGACUUACAUGUUUGACGUGGCGUUCGACUUCUCAGCCAGUCAGGAGGAGGUGUAUCGAGCUACAACCAAAGGGCUGAUCGAGGGCCUCAUAUCAGGCUAUAAUGCCACUGUGUUUGCCUACGGACCUACAGGUUGUGGGAAGACAUACACCAUGUUGGGGACAGACAAGGAGCCUGGCAUCUAUGUCCGAACCCUGAACGACUUGUUCCGUGCCAUUGAGGAGACCAGUGACGACAUGCUGUAUAGCGUCUCGAUGUCCUAUCUGGAGAUCUACAAUGAGAUGAUCCGUGACCUGCUGAACCCAUCCUCAGGCUUCUUAGACCUAAGAGAAGACUCUAAGGGAGUGAUUCAGGUUGCUGGCAUCACUGAGGUGUCUACCAUCAAUGCUCAAGAGAUCAUGGAAUUGUUGAUGAAGGGUAACAAACAGCGCACCCAGGAGCCGACAGCUGCCAAUCAGACGUCGUCUCGCUCCCACGCUGUGCUGCAGGUGGCCGUCAAACAGCAGAGUCGCUGCCGUGAUGUCCUGCAGGAGGUCCGCUUUGCACGCCUCUUCAUGAUCGACCUUGCCGGCUCCGAACGAGCAGCACAGACUCAGAAUAGGGGUCAGCGUUUGAAAGAAGGGGCCCACAUCAACCGCUCCCUCCUGGCUUUGGGCAACUGCAUCAACGCCCUGAGUGACAAAAAUGGCAACAAGUAUGUCAACUAUCGAGACAGCAAGUUGACUCGCCUACUGAAGGACUCGCUUGGCGGGAACAGCCGAACGGUCAUGAUAGCCCAUAUUAGUCCUGCCUCUGUGGCUUUUGAGGAGUCCCGUAACACGCUGGCAUAUGCUGACCGUGCCAAAAGUAUUCGAACACGGGUAAAAAAGAACCUGAUAAAUGUGUCAUACCACAUUGCUCAGUACACCAGCAUAAUCUCAGAUCUGCGCUGUGAGAUCCAGCGGCUCAAGAAGAAGAUUGCAGAUCAGGCAAGCCGCCAACUCAACUCAGACAGGGCUGACAUCCGCCACGUCCAGGCGGAGGUCCAGGCCCACUCCAGCCAUCAGAGUCGGGCGGAGAUGGAUCACUUGAGGGAGCAGCUCCUGGAUGCGUUCCGCCAACAGAUGGAGAUCAGGAAGAGCCUGAUGGAGCUGGAAAACAGCAAUAUGGAGAUCCAGAUCGACACCUCCAAACACCUGCUAACUAUUGCAGACUGGGAGCAGGAGCGGAGUAGGCGCAGGAGGAAGUGGCGGGCAGAAAGGAGAAAAGAAAGUGUGAAUAAGGAUGAAAGCGAGAAGGACUCCGACUCCCCGGAGUCUCCCCCUGACAGCUCUGAGACUCAGGAGGUGGCGAUAGCCAGAGAAAACCUGGUUACACUCAUGACUGAACAGAAAAAGAUCCACAAACAGAAGGCGUUGCUCGAGCGCAGGUUUCUGGAGCUUCGGGAUCGGGCCCGGCGCUUAGAGGAGCUGCUGCCGCGUCGGGUGAGCUCAGAGGAGCAACGCGAGGUCCUGGGCCUCCUCUGCAAGGUCCAUGAGCUGGAGAUCGAGAAUGCAGAGAUGCAGUCCCACGCGCUGCUCAAGGACAACGUCAUCCGGCAGAAAAACUUUGUGGUGCAGCGUUUCGAGCAGCACAGACACCUGUGUGACGAGAUCAUACAGCAGCAGAGGCAGUUCAUUGAUGACCACAGUCUGCUAGUACCUCCCCACCUCCAGGAGCUCUAUGAUAUGUACAUGAGGGAGCUUGAUGAGAGGGAACUGGACAGAGCCAUGGCCCUGGAUAAGGUGACAACCAGACAUACCAUCAAGGAGGGCUCUCUACCCAAGAUCACCCUACCCGGCCACGGUCGUGACAACAUGCAGGACAUGGACUCAGACCAGGAGAGUGUACGCAACAUGUGCUCUGACAACAGACGAGGCCAAGCUAAAAUCCGUAGACACACGUUGCCCCCCAUUCUGCCUGAGCCUGAGCUGGACAAUAACAGAGUUUUUAAAAGCAGCCCUCACGCCAGGCAGAUGAAAAACUCAGCAGUAAUGACUCCACCUCCCAUCCACAUCAACGGAAAGGGCAACAGAGAGCUGCAGCAACUGGCUCCUGAGAGCUCUCUGAGCUACAGCCAUCUCAGUCACAGUGUAAGCAGCCACCUGGAUUCAUCACCCGAGAGCAGCGAGGCAGGGGCUGAUAUCCCCCUUUCAAGAAGCGAGAGGCAGCAGAUCCUAAAGGGAGUCCAGAACAUUGUGGUGAAGGCAGCCCGUCGGCGCUCCAAAGCCCUGGAGGUGGAUGCCUUGCGGUUGCCCCCUCCUCCCUCUCCCUUGGACCCCAAGAAGCAGAAGAGCAGCCUGUCUUUAAGUGAGGCACCCCCUAGAGGUUUACCAAUGCGGCGUGGCAGGCAGCCUAGCCCUGAGCUCAGACACGCCACCUCAGAUGAUAACCUGUCCAGCAGCACUGGCGAGGGGCCCGGCCUGCAGGUGACCUGGACACGCCCACGUAACCGUCAGGUCGCCACCAAGAACCAAACCCCACGUGAAGUUGACUUUGAGGCUCGCCGCAAGAAGAGGCGUUCACGUUCUUUCGAGGUCACUGGUCAAGCACUGCCUCAAACCAAGACAACCACAGCUCAGAGGUUCCGCCCUCUGGACAGCACAUCAGACCCCCACCUCCACAUCAACGGUCAGCCCCAGGCCCCCAUGCUUCGCCCCCAGUACAGAGGGGUCCCUCCUCUUGCCAAAGUCAGGGCACCCCCUAACAACCUGCAAACAGGCUCAAAUGUAGAGUCCUCCACAGUCCACAUGAAUAACCUGAAGCGAGGGCCCCAGCUGCGGCAGCCCCAGCCCCUCCUCUACAUCACCACCACAGGCGCUGGGGGCCAGCGUACACGCAGACACUGAGUCGUCCACCCGUAUUUACUCUCAACACCAGCACUAACACUCAAACCAGCUGAUCCUGGAAGGGAACCCAACCCCCAGUCCCAUUAAAAUGAACACUUAACCCCUCAGUGACUGACAUUAGGCAAGAUUGUGAGACAGUAGCUCCACACAGAUCUCCUCUGCACUUUUGUUUUGAACACUGAGAGAUGGCGCUGAUUGACUCUGAGACCUGCAGACGCCAAAGAUUGCGUACAGUUUGUGUUCUGUUCUGUCAAGUGUUCCCACUUUAGCUUGCUGUCGUACUGAAUUACUUGUGUUAUCAUCAAGUCAGGAUGGUGUCAAGCUCAUUAUGAAUGCAACACUGUACUUAUGUUUGUGCAUUAUGAGUAUAUGCGGUUUGGUAAUGUUCAGUGCUUGUUAUGAAGGGUGGAGUUCUACUUUGAUGUCAUUAUAUUCAUGGGGCUCAGAGGAAAAGACUAUCUUUAUUCAACAAAGGAUAAAAAAGCUAAAAGGAUAUCACACUAAUGGCAAUGUAAAAUCUGUAUAAUGAGCAAUGGCCCAAAGUUUCAGCAUCAAUGUUUCUUGUAGUGAGGUUGUUUCAAUUUGAUGACACGCUGAUAUGUGAGUAAAAAGAAAAACUUGA
Thunnus maccoyii (southern bluefin tuna) is the source of this 4120-nucleotide messenger RNA. It is a transcript of the gene kif19, whose product is annotated as kinesin family member 19. Lineage: Eukaryota; Metazoa; Chordata; Actinopteri; Scombriformes; Scombridae. Gene Ontology annotation, molecular function: microtubule motor activity; ATP binding; microtubule binding. The transcript has 21 exons. The record is from RefSeq and is a predicted model, not a curated record. Bases 445 to 3498 code for a protein of 1017 amino acids. Gene Ontology annotation, biological process: microtubule-based movement.